GGUCACUGGAGGCUUGCUGGGAUGGAGAUCACCAGGCGUUCCUCGGUUGAUUCCGUCAAGUAGUAAAAAAUAGAAAACUGCAAAUAUAAGUCUGGAAACUGCAAAUAUAAAGUCUGUCCAACCAUCACCUGCCACAUGCAGUUUUCGCGAAAAGAGAUUCCGUCAAGUAGUUCACAGUAGAAAACUGCGAAUAUAAGAUUGUCCAAUCAUCCCCUGGCAGGCUGGCACAUGUGUUCCAGAUUUCUUGCUACUCCGCUUCCUAGAAAGCGAUCGGGAUUAGCCGCUCUUGCUUCCACCUGAUCUAGAUCUACUCCCGAGAGAGCAGCUGCGCCAGCGCCGGCGCCGGCACGCAGCCAGCCAUGGCCAUCAAAGAUGAGCAGAAGCCGCUGCACAUCCUCUUCUUCCCGUUCCUCGCGCCGGGGCACCUCAUCCCGAUCGCCGACAUGGCCGCACUCUUCGCCGCCCGAGGCGUCAAGUGCACCAUCCUCACCACCCCUGUGAACGCCCAAGUCAUCCGCUCGGCGGUGGAUCACGCCAACGACGCCUUCCGCGGCACUGAGGGCACCCUGGCCAUCGACAUCGCCGUCGUGCCUUUUCCCGACGUCGGGCUGCCUCCUGGCGUCGAGUGCGGCCCGGCCCUUAAUUCCGUGGACGACCACGAAAAGUUCUUCCACGCCGCCCAGUUACUCCGCGAGCCGUUCGACCGGUUCUUGGCGGAGAAUCGCCCCGAUGCCGUCGUGGCCGACAGUUUCUUCGAGUGGGCGGCCGACGCCGCCGCGGAGCACGGCGUCCCGCGGAUGGCGUUCCUCGGCAGCAGCUUGUUCUCGCGGACAUGCAUCGACAGCAUGCUGCGCUACAACCCCGUGGAGGCCGCCCCCGACGACCCCGACGCGCUCGUGCUGCUUCCAGGGCUGCCGCACCGCGUCGAGCUGAGGCGCAGCCAGAUGAAGGAGCCCAAGGAGCAGCCGGAGGACUGGGCCUUCCUCCAGCGCGUCAACGCCGCGGACCUGAGGAGCUACGGCGAGGUGUUCAACAGCUUCCACGACCUGGAGCGGGAGUCCUUGGAGCACUACACCACGACGCUAGGGUGCCGCGCGUGGCUCGUCGGGCCGGUCGCGCUCGCCAGCAAGAACCACGCGGCGAGGGGCGCCGGCGACGAGCCCUCGCCGGACGCGGACAGCUGCCAGCAGUGGCUCGACACCAAGGCGGAGGGCUCGGUGGUGUACGUGUCCUUCGGCACGCUGUCCCAUUUCUCGCCGCCCGAGCUGCGCGAGCUCGCAAGCGGCCUGGACAUGUCCGGCAAGAACUUCGUCUGGGUCAUCGGCGGCGGCGCGGACACCAAGGAGUCGGAAUGGAUGCCCCACGGGUUCGCGGAGCUGAUGGCGCGCGGCGACCGUGGCUUCAUCAUCCGGGGCUGGGCGCCGCAGAGGCUGAUUCUGGCUCACCCGGCAAUGGGCGGCUUCGUGACGCACUGCGGCUGGAACUCGACGCUGGAGGCGGUGAGCGCCGGCGUGCCUAUGGUGACGUGGCCGCGCUUCGCCGACCAGUUCUACAACGAGAAGCUGGUGGUCGAGCUGCUCAAGGUCGGUGUCAGCGUGGGGUCCACGGACUACGCGUCGAAACUUGAGACACGGCGCGUGAUCGGCGGCGAGGUGAUUGCGGAGGCCAUUGGGAGAGUGAUGGGCGACGGCGAGGACGCAGAGGCAAUACGAGAGAAGGCCAAGGAGCUCGGGGAGAAGGCCAGGCGUGCGGUGGCCAAGGGUGGGUCCUCUUACGAUGACGUCGGACGCUUAAUGGACGAGCUGAUCGCUCGUAGGAGCUCCGUCGAUGUCUGAUUUGAAGAACUCAGCCAUGAAUAGCUUCCCGCAGGAAGCAUAUGGGGGCGGGAUUUGCCAGAGGCCGAACGCCAUCGGAAUGGGGAUGGAGGGGAUUUGCCAGAGGCCGAACGCCAUCGGAAAGGGGAUGGAGAGCAGGUGUCGUCUGCCGGUUGGGAUCUGAGGCCAAAGAUGGGCGCCGUCGAGAGUAUCAGAGAUGGACAGUAGAGUAGCAAGGAUAGGGAAGAGCGGAGCCACCGGGAAGAGCCACCGUGCCCACGCCAUUGGGGAGGAGGCGUGCGACCGGUGGGAGAAGGCGUGCGGCGUUGGGUGCGAGUCGAGACGCAGGCAGCGGCGUCGGGUGCGAGUGCGUGCGGGAGGAGAAUGGAGAAAGGAAAAAAAUAGGUAGCCAGGUUUGUUGGCCCAACAGAUUUAGGUAGUCAAGUAGGUAGUCUGUUCGAGUGAGUUUUUUGGCCUCCACUACCUAGAUACCGGAUAGGUAGUGGGUUUAGGUAGUGUGCUGAAGGUUUUGUCUUUUUUUUUAUUUAUUUGGUUGAAUCUUUGAAAUCAUAGAGAAAAAAUAUAAAAUAUAAAAUCUAAUUUUGUUGGACUUCACAUGAGUAUAUAUACACACAAUAAAUAUAUAAUAUGGUAAGCUUUUAAUUUGAUUGAAUAUAGUUUAAAAUAUACUUAUUUUAAAAUACAACUGGUUGUUGGGUGUAAAGUUUUCUUAUAGCCUUCUCUUAGUCCACUAAUAUACUCUCUUCAUGCCAAAUCAUAAGACAUUUUAGCAUUUCAUGUAGUUUUUGCUAGGGAUAUAAGUUGCCUCUAGCUACAUAGUAGAAACUAUAUAUAUAGAAAUAUUAAAAUAUCUUAUAAUUUAGAAAGGAGGGAGCAGUAGUUAGCUCUCACUAUUAAUACAUAUCUGACUUGUCCCUCUCAUAAAGUUACUUGGUUUUCGUGCCUAAGCCGAUUGUGAGCUUACAACCCCUUGUCCUCUCUCCUCCACAUCACCAUUUAGCCAGCUUAUGACCUGCUAUUAUACUUCUCUGAUGGCUUUGUCACUUCGUCGGUGCCAACGGUUUCCCCCUUUAUCUUAAUAUAAGCUCUCUCUCCUUUCAAAAACACUAGGUAAAGGGUACUAUGCAAUGACGCAUGUCGUUCGCAUGUAGAUGAGCCACCAAUGCUCCAAUUGCUCUUGCGUGGGGAGAACAAAGUGGGUUUUAAACAACCUCGAUGUGAAAUAGUACUACUGUAGAUCUGGAAAAUUUUGUCGCCACCAUGAGUGACAGUUUUUAGAGUUAUCAUAUAUGUUGUGAAAAGUACUUAUAAUUUAAUUGAAUUAUAAAGAAAUUAUAUUAAAUCAGUAUCAUUAUGUGCAUCAUAGAAAUAUUUUAAAAUAUACUUAUUUUUUCUUCAAAAGAAUUAGCCAAAGUUUUGGGUAUAACUUAAAACAAGAAGGUUUUCUUUUGAAACUACUUAUAAAAUAAUAAGUUGAUUUAAUUGGAUCUGGAGAAAGUAAUUCGGUUGCGUAUACCAGUGUAUGAUCUUGAACAGUUAUCUCAUUGGGCACUAGCCCAAUAGCCUAGUGUACGUGUGGAAGUGAAAGUAUUCCAUCGGAGUUGUUUGUAAAGUCUAACCGAGUUGCGAGUCUUUUUUUCCUAGGCUAUGUUUUUAAAAUAAUUUUUCUAGCAAAUUUGUUUCAUAUAUAAUACAACUUUCAUCAAAUCAUAAAAUAAAGAUGUCAAAAAAGAAAAAGAAAAAACGAAAUUCCGCGCAGCUAGAGUAAAACCUCCCCGCCUCCGCCCGGCAGUUCGCAUACGUGCGUGCCGACACGUGGGCCCGGCGAUCGCCCAGUACCAGAGUUUGCGGUUGGAGACGGCAGAAAGAGCGGGCGGACGCGCACGCGCAGAUGGCCCGUCCGCUGCCACUGCCCCGCCGCCGCCGCCGCCGCCGCCUCACUACUCUCCGUCUCUCCCUCUCUCUCACACAUCUGCUGCCGCUCUCCCUCUCCCCGCGCGUGCUACCAUCCUCCGUUUCGUCUCCCACUACACCGGCGCCCCACCCUUCCUCUUCCCGUGCCGGCCUCCAUUGACGGUGGCGCGCGCCGACCUCGUUGUGUGUGGUGCGCCCGUGCGUUGCAGCGCAGCGAUGCGAGGGGACGUUGCCGCUUGGCGAUGAGUUGGAGGCGCCGGGUCCAGAUGACGCUGCCGCGUCCGUGAGGAGGAUCGCCGCGGCGCUGUGCCGGGCGCAUCCGCCGCCGCGGGAGUGCGGGAAAACGCGCGCGGCGACGGUUGCAUCGGAGGUGAGCCUUUUUCUCGACUCGAGAUCCAUGCAUCUGCGGUGUUGCUUUCUAGCAGGCGAGCUCUAUUGCAGCAACGCACUGGCAAUGGCAAGAGAAGAUGGGCUCCAUCGCUGAGCCUGCGGAACUUGUACGAGCUUGAUGAGGAUUUUCCUUGUUUGUUUCGCCAGUUGCAUUUCCUACCCGGCCCGGCUAUGCCGUCGCAACAGUGUUGUCCAGUGCUCUCUCUCUCUCAAAAAAAAAAAGUUGUUCAGUUCCUCAAACGGGGGUAGUUGUUCAGUUGACACAGAACAGUCCACUCUCUCUCUAGAUAUAUAAACAGGGCGAACUGCUAUCGUGAAGAGCCGUUCCUCAAUAUAUAUAUUCAUUCAAAGAACCCUUAUUUAUAUCUGCA
Messenger RNA from Sorghum bicolor (sorghum), 4510 nucleotides. Its product is annotated as scopoletin glucosyltransferase. The transcript has 2 exons. Bases 360 to 1835 code for a protein of 491 amino acids. The record is from RefSeq and is a predicted model, not a curated record. Gene Ontology annotation, molecular function: UDP-glycosyltransferase activity. NCBI's taxonomy places the organism in Eukaryota, Viridiplantae, Streptophyta, Magnoliopsida, Poales, Poaceae.